AUGACAGUUAGUUAUUAUUCAGCUGUUGAUUCAAAUCGGAAAACAUUUACGAAUAUACUCAGUGCUAUUAAUGAUAAUAAUGGUUCAUCACUUGUAUCUUGUUCUGUAUCAAUAAUACGAUCAACAUUUAAAUUACCCGAACCAUCAAUACAAUCACAAAACUCCAUAAUAAAAACAAUUGAUACUGAAAAUUUACCUCGACUUGAUUUAUUUAUUUCAACACGAACAACAAUGUCAACAACACCGAUGUUUUCAAAUAAAAACAUUUAUAAUAAUACAUUAAAUGGACAAAAUUUUACACGUACAAUAACACGUGCUGAUCAUAAUGGAACAAUUCAAUGUCAAAUUGAAUCAAAUAAUUGUAGUGAUAUUUAUAUUAUAAAAACUGUUUCAAUUGGUAUUGAAUAUGGACCUAAUUUAGAAACAGAUGCACUAUCAACAAUAAAUUUAGAAGGUGAAGUAUGA
Rotaria sp. Silwood1 is the source of this 465-nucleotide messenger RNA. Lineage: Eukaryota; Metazoa; Rotifera; Eurotatoria; Philodinida; Philodinidae. The record is from the annotation of a GenBank genome assembly.